ACAACAAUAAUAAUAAUGCGCUUAAAUCCUUAUAUCCACCAUCAUAUACUCCAUGACCCCGCUUCUCCUCCUUCAAGCACCACCACCGCCGCGAUGGCCACCGACGACGACGACGACGACGACGACAAGCCCACAUACAGCUCCUACAUCGACAUCUACGACGACCGAGAGGCUGCCGCCGACCCCCCACCCGACGGCGACAUCGCUAGCGGUGGCGGCGUCUGCCCACAUUACUCGUGGUGGGCCGACGAGUGGGACCGCGCCUUCGUCAUCGUGUGCACGCUGGGGCUCUUCAUCGACCCGCUCUUCUUCUACGCGCUCUCCGUCAGCAGGGCCGCGAUGUGCGUCUACGUCGACGGGUGGUUCGCGGUGGCGGUGACGGUGCUGCGGUGCAUGGCCGACGCCGUGCACGCCUGCAACAUGUGGGCGAGGAAGGGGAAAGGCAGGGUGGUCGUGAGAUGGCCCAGAAGAUCAUCUCCGCGGGCAUGCAAGGAGAACACAAACUACUGCUUUCGAUCGAAUAAGGGGUUCUUCUUCGAUCUCUUCGUCAUCUUUCCAUUGCCUCAGGUUGUUUUAUGGGCGGUAACUCCGGCCCUAAUUCGACGAGGAUCGACGACGACGGUGAUGACGGUGUUCCUGGUCGUGUUCGUCUUCCAAUACCUGCCCAAAAUAUACCACUCGGUCUGCGUCCUGCGCCGGCUGCAGAGCUCCGCGGGCUGCAUAUUUCGGACUAUAUGGUGGGGCAUUGCUCUUAACCUGAUUGCCUACUUUGUUGGUGCCCAUGCGGUUGGUGCAUGCUGGUACUUGCUGGGAAUCCAGAGAGCUACAAGGUGUCUCAAUGAAAUGUGCACCGAAGCGAAAAAUUGCACGCUUGAAACAAUAGGAUGUGCAAUUCCUGUAUACUAUGGUGUUGCCAGAAACAGCAACAGCAUGAGGGGAGAUAUUAGUGAGAUAGUUGCUUGGGCUAACAAUACGAAAGCGAGGAAUGUAUGCUUAGAUAGCCAAGAUAACUAUGCCUAUGGUGCCUACAAAUGGACCGUUCUUCUCGUUUCGAACUCGAGCCGACUCGAGAAAAUGCUUCUGCCCAUUUUCUGGGGCCUCAUGAAUAUCACCACCUUUGGCGGCGGCCUCGUGAGCACAACUGAAUUGCUCGAAAUCAUCUUCAACAUCAUCGUCGUAACGACGGGGCUUCUCCUGGUUACAAUGCUAAUAGGGAACAUCAAGGUGUUCCUUAAUUCUACGACAUCGAAGAAGCAGGCACUGCACCUGAAGAUGAGAAGCAUGGAGUGGUGGAUGAAGCGUCGAAAGUUGCCAAAGGAGACGAAGCAGAGGGUGCGGCUGUACGAGCGGCAGCGGUGGGCCGCAACGCGCGGCGUGGACGAGUGCGAGAUGAUACGGCACAUGCCGGAGGGGCUCAGGAGGGACAUCAAGUAUCAUCUCUGCCUCGACCUUGUUCGUCAGGUUCCAUUGUUCCAACACAUGGAUGAGCUAGUCUUAGAGAACAUCUGUGACAGAGUGAAGUCCCUCAUCUUUCCAAAGGGAGAAACUGUCACAAGAGAAGGAGACCCAGUGCAGAGAAUGCUGUUUAUAGUGAGAGGCCAUUUGCAGAGCAGCCAAAUCCUCCGGGAUGGCGUGAAGAGCUGCUGCAUGCUCGGCCCCGGCAACUUCAGCGGCGACGAGCUCCUCUCCUGGUGUCUCCGCCGCCCCUUCGUCGAGCGACUCCCGGCUUCCUCUUUCACUCUGGUGACGCUGGAGACGACGGAGGCGUUUAGCCUGGAAGCGAGCGACGUGAAGUACGUGACGCAGCACUUUCGGUACACGUUUGUGACCGAGAAGGUGAGACGGAGUGCGCGGUACUACUCGCCGGGGUGGCGGACGUGGGCGGCGGUGGCGAUACAACUGGCGUGGCGGCGGUACAAGCAACGGGCUUCCCUCGCUUCGCUUUCUCUCGUCAUGAGGCCGCGACGGCCCGCGUCGUCGCCGGGGGAGGACCGGCUCCGGCACUACGCAGCACUCCUCACCUCUCCCAAGCCAAUUCAAGAUGAGCUCUCCUGAUAUCAUCAUGCACAAAAUGUUUCCUUUUCCUUCUUUUUUUAAAAAAAUUUUCUAAUUAAUAUCAAAAUUAAAGAUAUUUAACUUUAACAAUUCAGGACUCGAAUAAUCUCUAACCUCACGUGGGAGAGCAGGGGUGCUAAUAUUUAUGAAUUGUACUUUGUAAAAAAAAAAAAAAAAAAUUUACGAAUUGUAGUAACAAAUUUAGUGCUUGGUGCAAUUUAGGCCUUGUGGGAUGCAACUUGGGUUCGGUUCAUCAAGGCAAACCAGUUCGACUCAAAAUGGUUAAUGGGUCAAAAAUGAGUUGUCCAAUUUGAUAUUUAGAUUGGACUAGAAUUAGAAAUUUUCAAUCUGAAUUUGUGAGAUCUCGAUUAGGUUAGGAUCGAUGGAUCCACAUUUAACCAAUUUGAACUGAUUUAACCAAACCCCAUCAACACUUACGUGUCGUACGUAGAAAAGAUAACAGUAUACAACUUAGUUUUAGCAUAAUUUUACAUUCACGUUUUGUUCCUUAAUCCUAGAUAAAAAUCGUAGAAUACAAGAAAAGGGAUUAAGAAAAAAAAACCUAACAUUCUAGUUUAGGUGGUGCAAUUAUUCCUAAAGAAAUUGAUUUUUAAUGUCACUUUCCUUUUUGUGCAUGUGGUACGUAAAGAUUGGAAUAUCUCAUGAUCAAUGUAUUAUCAAUUAAUUAUGCUUGUGUUAAAUCUAA
Ananas comosus (pineapple) is the source of this 2761-nucleotide messenger RNA. RefSeq names its product cyclic nucleotide-gated ion channel 4-like. NCBI's taxonomy places the organism in Eukaryota, Viridiplantae, Streptophyta, Magnoliopsida, Poales, Bromeliaceae. The transcript has 8 exons. The coding region runs from base 16 to 2055 and encodes 679 amino acids. The record is from RefSeq and is a predicted model, not a curated record.